AUUUUUCCAGACGCUUCCAUUGCAUUCUCAAACACCCUCUCGAAUUUUCGUUGCUCUUCUUUUUAAAUUCAUCUCCAACCUCUCUUUCUACACGGAUUUUUCCAUUCUACGCCCAAUUUUGCUUCUCUUCAAGUUUCUAUCUCUCACACUCACAGGGUAAUAUCAGUGUUGUGUUGUGUUGUGUUGCUUUGGAAUCAUUUGAGGUAACAAUAUGAGCAGGGUCGCCGAUUCGAAUUCAUCCAACGGCCAUUUGGUACAGGCCGUGAGCACCCUCUUCCCUUUCCCUGAAACUCUUGAGAAAUUUGUGUUCAGUUCCGGUGCUCAUGAUGCUCGUGACCCAAAAUCCAUCUCCACCAUUCCAACUGAUAUCUUGGACACUCCCACCGAAUACAUUUUCUAUAUGGACCUCCCUGGCCUCUCCAAAUCUGACGUUCAGGUGACGGUGGAAGAGGAAAACACACUAGUGAUUCGGAGUGGAGGGAAGAGGAAGAGGGAGGAUGGUGAGGAAGAAGGGUGCAAAUAUCUGAGGCUUGAGAGGAAGGCACCACAGAAGACGAUGAGGAAGUUCAGGCUGCCAGAAGAUGCGGAUUCGUCGGCCAUUUCUGCCAAGUGCGAGAGUGGAGUGUUGAUGGUGGUUGUGCGGAAGCUGCCUCCACCUCCAAAGCCCAAAACGGUGCAGGUCACAAUCGCCUGAAGCUCACAAUUUCCCCAUCGCAGCCACUGGUGUUGAGCAGGAAGUAAGGACGUUGUAUGUUACUUAGUUUUUUGGUCAUGGUGGGCAUUUUGUAUAAUGAACUGGAUGGGGUGUUGUAAUUUUUCCUCCUCGUCUCUUCUGCCAAUGGAACUUGAAAGAGUUAAAAAGAGUACUUUUAGUUUAGUUCAUCAGGAUGAUUGUGUCAUUCCAAGAUAGUGUUCGUCAGAAAAUGAUAGUGUACAUGAAUUUUCUUAAAAGGUCGAUGAGGAAAGAGAGAUUAUUUCUAUCUUUAA
Messenger RNA from Benincasa hispida (wax gourd), 987 nucleotides. Its product is annotated as HSP20-like chaperones superfamily protein. The record is from RefSeq and is a predicted model, not a curated record. NCBI's taxonomy places the organism in Eukaryota, Viridiplantae, Streptophyta, Magnoliopsida, Cucurbitales, Cucurbitaceae.